CAAAAAUAAAAUUCAGCCGCAAAAUAUGGUCCAACGUACCUCAAACGAGAUGCACACACCAGGCGCACGUUAGGACCCUCCUCUUCCCUUUUGUCACUUCUCCAUUCCCCGCGAGUCUUCGUAGCCAAAAACAAUAUUUUCCCCUUCAUUUUAAAUUUUCCAUCAAACGCACAAUUAAAAAUUUUCAGCUCCCUUUAAUUUAAUUUCAAAGAGAGCAUAAAAAAAUUUUUAGGUGAAAUUCAAUAUUUACCCAUUAAUUCCGAAUUUUGCCUGUCUGGACAUCUCCAUUCAUGGCUCCAGCCACUUCCUCGUCAGCGGAGGCUCGGCGGUUCGUCGGCUCGCGGCGGAGGACCGAGGCUCCUCGAGGAAUGCAUUCGCCGUCACCUUCGCCGCCGCCCAAGAAAUUGAAGUCAAUAGCUGAAAUAUUAGCGACGGCCCGCUACGCCGUGGUGGCCCGUGGCGACUACAGCGACGUCAUCUGCGAGCAAUGCGGCUCAGGCGAGCGUCCUGACGAGCUGCUCCUGUGCGAUAAGUGCGAUAAAGGCUUCCAUAUGAAGUGUUUGAGACCGAUAGUUGUUAGAAUCCCGAUUGGAUCGUGGCUGUGCACGAAUUGCUCCGGCCAGAGACGUGUAAGAAGUUUUUCGCAAAGGAAGAUAAUUGAUUUUUUCAAAAUUCAGAAGUGUAAAGAGGUGAAAGACAGAUGUGGUUGGUCUCAUCAAGAUGCUCGAAGGCGUCGAAGACGAUCGGCAUUGGUGUUACAAAAGAAAAGAAGGAAAUUAUUGCCAUUUAUUCCAUCAGAAGAUCCUGCACAAAGGCUGAAGCAAAUGGGCACUCUUGCUUCUGCCUUGACAGCAUUGGAAUUGGAAUUCAGUAAUGAUCUAACUUAUAUGCCUGGCAUGGCACCUAGAUCUGCCAAUCAGGCAAUUUUUGAAAAUGGUGGCAUGCAGAUUCUUUCCAAAGAAGAUACAGACACCUUGGAACAAUGUAGAGCAAUGUGUAAAAGAGGCGAAUGCCCUCCCCUCGUAGUAGUUUAUGAUUCUUGUGAAGGUUUUACUGUAGAGGCAGAUGGCCCAAUAAAGGAUAUGACAUUUAUUGCUGAAUACAUUGGCGAUGUCGAUUUCCUAAAAAACCGGGAGCACGAUGAUUGUGAUAGUAUGAUGACGCUUCUUUUAGCAAUAGAUCCAUCUAAAAGUCUGGUCAUUUGUCCUGAUAAGCGUGGAAACAUUGCUCGCUUUAUCAAUGGAAUAAACAAUCAUACUCUGGAAGAAUUGGAUUCAUCACUUUGUUGCAGAGUUUUCUUUUUAGAUGAAACUAUCUUCAUCAGUUAAUGCUGGAUAUUCACUAAUUCAGGAUUCUAAUUAUGCCUUAUACAAGAUUUUCUGUCAACAACAUCUUUACUAUUGAGGUUUUGAUUGGCUCAUACUUUAGGAGUUGGAAGAAAGAUGUGGAGUUUGCUAUUAAAAUGGUUGUUGCAGAUUCGACUAUGACUACACCUAAACCUGUAGAUAUCACAACCAUUAGUACUGAUGUAGAAAAUCAAGCUAAUGUACUGUGGAUGAAAUCUAAUAUUUUGUGUUAUUUGACGAUAAAAGGAUCAAUUCUUGAACAUCUAUUAUGUGGCCUGUCUGAGACUACUAUACCAAAGGGCCUAUUGGAUGCUUGGAUGCUAUAGCACAAAUGUACAAAGUUUCCACUAAUGCUGAAAUAGGUAUGCUUCUUAAAGGACUUUAUUCAAUAAAAUGUGAUGGUUUAAAAA
Mangifera indica (mango) is the source of this 1756-nucleotide messenger RNA. RefSeq names its product probable Histone-lysine N-methyltransferase ATXR5. NCBI's taxonomy places the organism in Eukaryota, Viridiplantae, Streptophyta, Magnoliopsida, Sapindales, Anacardiaceae. Gene Ontology annotation, molecular function: protein binding. The coding region runs from base 291 to 1328 and encodes 345 amino acids. The record is from RefSeq and is a predicted model, not a curated record. The transcript is spliced from 8 exons.